This is a messenger RNA of Aspergillus tanneri, 1413 nucleotides long. Its product is annotated as NIF domain protein. The transcript has a single exon. Gene Ontology annotation, molecular function: phosphoprotein phosphatase activity. The record is from RefSeq and is a predicted model, not a curated record. Lineage: Eukaryota; Fungi; Ascomycota; Eurotiomycetes; Eurotiales; Aspergillaceae. Bases 1 to 1413 code for a protein of 470 amino acids.
AUGCCGAUGCUCCCUGCCUUUCCAGGUGCCUCAGAUGUGUGGAACGGCCCAGGGUUUCAGCUUCAACCUCUUAGCUCUUCAGAGCAACAACAUCAAUAUCAAGCACUGUUCAAUCCUCCCUCGUGGAACGAUAGCAAUAACUCGAUGACUUCCAUGCCGCUCCUUCCUCCUACGUUCAUGAUGAAUCUCGCCAUGCAAAACCCGGAGAUGGCAAAAUCCAUGUUCAAUGGAUUUCCGUUCUUUCCCUUUGAUCCAAUGGCGUUCACAACAGAUGGUUCUGCUGGUGGAAUUCCGGGCAUGCCGGUGAUGCAGUCAAUCGAGGGCUUGACUGAAGGACAGAAGCAAAAUUUAGCUCAGCGUCCGCCGUCUGCGAGCCAGGAGUACCUUGCGCAGUCGUCCCGACCACCUGUAGAAACCCAUUCUUCCCAGCCUCUUCUUGUCAUACUUGACCUGAAUGGCACACUGAUCUACAGAAAACACCGGCGCCUUCCUCCAACGUUUACCAGGAGGGCCGGGUUAGAGAAUUUUCUUGACACGUUGCUCAGAAACUACAAGGUCAUGAUAUGGUCCAGCUCUCAGCCAGAAACUGUCAAAGCAAUUUGCGAGAAGCUGUUCCCUGGUGAAAAAAGAAAAGCUCUCGUGGCAGAAUGGGGUCGAGACAAGUUCGGUUUGACCACAGAUCAAUACCGAGCCAAGAUUCAGGUGUAUAAAACGCUCCAGACAGUAUGGGCGGACGAACAAAUCCAAGCAUCAUAUCCAAUUUCCGGAAAUAAGUCACAAUGGGACCAGACCAAUACCAUCUUGAUUGAUGAUAGCAAACUCAAGGCCGUCAGUGAGCCGUAUAACAUUCUUGAGGUCCCGGAAUUCAUCACUGAUGCACCUGAGGAUGAUUCGGUGUUUCCCAAGACUCUCAGAGUACUGGAGAUUCUAGCACAACAUGGCGACAUCAGCGCAACGCUCCGACGUUGGACAUCAAAAUUGUCCGGAAAGAAGAGCAUUCUCGAUUUCCCUUUCCGCGGUAAUAGCAUUGGUAUCAAACCCCGAACGUCACAAUCUCCCCCAUCUUUUCAAACGCAGCAACAGCACCAAGGCCCCCCAUCAGGCCCUACCGCUAUCGCACAAGCACGCAAAGACAGACGGAGACUUCGCAAACAAGAACGCAAGGCACGCCAGAAGGAGAGAAAAUCCCAAAUCAACGAAGAAGAAAAGGCUUCGCAAAGAGCCAACUCUCAGACGACGUUCAUUGCAGACCCUUCUUCUGCCCCAGCAGCGACUCCCCUUACCACCGCUGCAACUACUCCGAAGGAUGGUACAGCAGUGCUCACUGGGUAUGGACGUUCGCCGUCUCCUGCUACCUCGACUGAGUCUGAGAAUUUCCUUCUCGAUCGGUUAGAGGAGUCGCUGAAUGUCUAG